Molecule: messenger RNA, 1406 nt
Organism: Rhododendron vialii
Lineage: Eukaryota; Viridiplantae; Streptophyta; Magnoliopsida; Ericales; Ericaceae
Product: PHD finger protein ALFIN-LIKE 6
Exons: 5
Coding region: 345-1145 (266 amino acids)
Biological process (GO): regulation of DNA-templated transcription
Cellular component (GO): nucleus
Molecular function (GO): transcription coregulator activity; histone binding; transcription cis-regulatory region binding
Source: RefSeq, a predicted model, not a curated record
UUUUUUACUACAUCAAUCACCAAAAUUCGAGGGUCUAAAACCCUUUCCCCUCUCUCUCUCUCUCUCUCUCUCUAAUCCAUCUCAAAUUUCCCUCUUGUUUUCUCGUCAAAAUUCUCCAAAACCACUGCUUAUCUGCAAAUUCCCUCAACCCAAUCACGUACACGUGCUCAAUUGCGGAUAUGAGCAUCACCGACGAGAAACCCUAGUUUUCCGGAAAACCCUAAUCUGGGUUUUCCCACUCUGAUUUCGCUUGCAAUUCCGUAAACCCAGCUUCAAUUUCCGGACUAAUUACUGUUCUAGUCUACAUAUAGACGCAUUUUGAGGAGUGGGGUAGAGGAGAGAGAAUGGAGGGGACACCGCACCCGAUACCGAGGACAGUAGAGGAGGUGUUCAGCGACUUCAAAGCCAGAAGGGCUGGCUUAAUCAAGGCUCUUACAAAUGAAGUUGAGAAGUUUUACCAGCAGUGCGAUCCUGAAAAGGAGAAUUUGUGUUUGUAUGGACUUCCAAAUGAGACAUGGGAAGUCAACCUGCCUGUUGAGGAGGUGCCUCCUGAGCUUCCUGAGCCAGCGUUGGGUAUAAACUUUGCUAGGGAUGGAAUGCAAGAGAAGGACUGGUUAUCACUCGUUGCAGUUCACAGUGAUUCAUGGUUGCUUUCUGUUGCAUUCUAUUUUGGUGCACGUUUCGGGUUUGGCAAGAGUGAAAGGAAGAGGCUUUUCCAGAUGAUAAAUGAUCUCCCAACUAUAUUUGAAGUUGUGACAGGAAAUGUUAAGCAACCGAAAGACCAAUCCGGUCCCCCCAACACCACCACCAAAAGCAAAUCAAGUGGGAAGACGCAGUCUCGGCCUGAGCCCCAGCCCAAGGCAGUGAAGAUUUCCCCUGCACCUCCCAAAGAAGAGGAUGACAACGGGGAGGAGGAGGAGGAGGAGGAAGAAGAAGAAGAAGAAGAAGAAGCAGAAGCAGAAGAACAGGGAGCCACACUCUGUGGCGCUUGUGGAGAUAACUAUGCAAACGAUGAAUUUUGGAUCUGCUGCGACAUCUGCGAGAGAUGGUUCCAUGGAAAAUGUGUGAAGAUUACGCCUGCAAAAGCGGAGCAUAUCAAGCAGUACAAGUGCCCAAGCUGUAGUAGCAAGAGGGCUAGGGUUUGAAAAUCUAGGUUCUGAAGCUGGAGAAUGAAACAUUAAUCAAAACUGAAGGACGGUGUUUAGAACUUUUUCUCUGUUGUACUAUUGUAAUGUGAAACAAGGCAAGGUAAUGAACCAUCUUUAGAAGUUACUGAACUUAGAAUACCUGUUGAUGGGAUUUGAUUUGUGCUAUGAAAUUUAUGUGACCUGUGUCUAGGGACUAUGGUUUUCUUUGUGAAUUAUGCUUUAGCAGUUGCUGGCAAGAAAUUUUUAGAGGUUGUUGCA